UGAGAAAUUGUGUAUUUUGAAUCAUCGAGGAUGAUUGUGAUCCAGAACGCGGGGCCCAGUUCCCCAGCUAGGAUCAGGAGGCCGGUGUUGAAAAGGACCGUGUGGGGGGUCCUCUUGGCGCUGAUGGUCCUCAUCUAUGGCUCUCAUGCGCCACUCCUCACCCUCACCAAGGUGGACGGUCACGUCCCUUUCAGCGCCUCGUCAUGCGUCGUAAUGAUCGAGCUACUCAAGCUCCUGAUCUCUCUGGUGACUCUGGUUUCAACUGGGGGAACAUCCGCCUUACUCGCGGCUCCAUCUUUGGCCCGUGUGGCCCCCUACGCGGCCCCUGCCGUGCUCUACGCCCUCAACAACAACCUGGUAGUUGUCAUGCAGGCUUACAUGGACCCAAGCUCAUACCAGGUCCUCUCUAACUUGAAAAUUGCCUCCACGGCCCUGUUGUACUCGCUGUGCUUGGGCAAGCGGCUGCGGCCUUCUCAGUGGUUGGCCGUGGGGCUCCUCGUGAGUGCAGGGGUGUGUCACAGCUACAGCAGCCUGGAUGCAGGGGACCCUGCGAGGGCCGAUGACGGCCCCGGGCUCCGCGUCACCGCUUGGGGGCUUUUCCUUGUGCUGGUUUACUGCUGUGUUUCGGGACUGGCGGCGGUUUACACAGAGCGGGUCCUUAAGGGCCAGAAGCUUCCCCUCAGCUUGCAGAAUCUCUACCUCUACGGGUUUGGUGUGGCUGUCAACGGCGUCUCCUCCUCCCUCUCCUUCGUAGCAGGGGAGAAGGGCUUUCUGGAGGGAUACUCUGGGGUGGUUUGGGCCGUUAUAGCCGGGCAGGCAGCUAACGGACUCCUGAUGUCCGUGGUGCUCAAGCACGGCAGCGGGAUCACCAGACUGUUUGUCAUUUCCUGCUCCAUGCUGGUUAACGCUCUGUUGUCUUGGGCCGUCUUGGGGCUGCAGCUCACGCCUUUUUUCCUCCUUCCGGUGUCUAUGAUUGGAUUGGCGGCUUUCAUGUACUACAGGUAGUUAAUAAUGGAACCGCAAGGCCCAUUACAGAAUGUACAUUUGUUUUCUAGGUUUUUUUUAGAUGUGAUUUGUUUUCAGCCUUCUACAUCUCGCCGGCCUUCUGAAAUCUGGCGCGUAUUUGUAUUUGUGAAAAAAUACCACAUCAUGUGGGAACAUUUGUCAGCCGAGCCCUGGUGUGGUGAUUUAGCAAUUUUUAAAUUGAAUUCACAAUUUCCUCUCACUCUCAAGUAAAUACCAAUAAAUCUGAAUUAUUAUAUCUUCAGUAAAGAAAUCCUGAAGACUGCUGCUAGCGUAAUUAUUUUAUUUCAUUCUAUGCCAAGAACAAUGUCGAAGUCCAAAUAAAGUGUGUUCAUGAAAACCA
Gasterosteus aculeatus aculeatus (three-spined stickleback) is the source of this 1366-nucleotide messenger RNA. RefSeq names its product putative UDP-sugar transporter protein SLC35A4. The record is from RefSeq and is a predicted model, not a curated record. Gene Ontology annotation, biological process: pyrimidine nucleotide-sugar transmembrane transport. Gene Ontology annotation, cellular component: Golgi membrane. NCBI's taxonomy places the organism in Eukaryota, Metazoa, Chordata, Actinopteri, Perciformes, Gasterosteidae. Gene Ontology annotation, molecular function: pyrimidine nucleotide-sugar transmembrane transporter activity.